AUGAACAAUAGUAUCAUAGGAGAUAUUAAAAGAUAUUUGAGUGAAUGUGAAGUUAUUGUUAAUACAAAUAAUAGAUAUAUUAACAGUCAAAAGAUGUAUUAUGAAACAAAAUUGGAGCAAUUGAAUAAAAGAUUGGAAGAAGAAUAUCAAAAGAGAAUUGAAUUUGAAACAAUGUUGAGAGAUUAUCAAAUGAAAGAACUGGAAAAAGAAUAUAGAGAUGAGAUAAUAACUGUACUCAUUGAGAACCAUUCAAAUAUUUCAAAAGAGAGAGAUAGAUUAGUUGAGAGUUUCAAUAAAGAAAGAAAAGAAUGGAAUUUAGAAAGAGAGAAAUUAUAUAUGCAGUUCAAAGAUUUGAAUAGUAAAGGCAAUAAUAACAAUCAAAGUAGUAAUAGCAGUGAAUCCAAAUAA
Heterostelium album PN500 is the source of this 408-nucleotide messenger RNA. RefSeq lists its product as uncharacterized. Bases 1 to 408 code for a protein of 135 amino acids. Lineage: Eukaryota; Evosea; Eumycetozoa; Acytosteliales; Acytosteliaceae. The transcript has 4 exons. The record is from RefSeq and is a predicted model, not a curated record.